Molecule: messenger RNA, 882 nt
Organism: Aspergillus glaucus CBS 516.65
Lineage: Eukaryota; Fungi; Ascomycota; Eurotiomycetes; Eurotiales; Aspergillaceae
Exons: 4
Coding region: 1-882 (293 amino acids)
Source: RefSeq, a predicted model, not a curated record
AUGGCUAAUUCCGGUCUUGCAAUCAUAGUCGCUCGCUGCCCAUUGCUGAGAACCGCUACAAGGGCCCUGAAGGAAGGCACCAACCACCCCCUCAACACUGCAUGGCCCCUCUUCCUGGACCAAGAUACUUGCUUUCAACAAUACUUCGCUAAGCUGUCCAAGUACAAUGCCCUAUCCGAGUUCCAAUUCGCCAUAGUCAAGUUGGACGAGACCGGCCAAAGAGAACUGGGCCUGAUCGCCUGCGCUCGCUCAGUUCCCUUCUACUGGCCUGAGCUGGACCAGGUCGGUGGACGGGCUGGCCUGAAAGCUCAACCUGAAGUUCUACAAUCGCUACCCCGGGGUGGAUACGAUGCCAUUUUGACUCGGGCUACCCAUCAACAUCUCGCGCGAAAGGGCCUUGCGCUUUCCUCUCUUCCUUCUUCUCCCGCGACAAUUGCCUCGGAUACCGAGUCGGACUCGGAAUCGGACAUCAACAAUGUUCAACAACACACUCAGACUCACACUUGGACCGACCACCUCCCAAACCCACCAAACGUCUUCUCCGCCAUCUCCAUCACAGUCCACCCAAGCUACCGCUCCCGCGACCUAAAUCUAGCCGAAACUAUGAUCCAAACUAUGAAGCGCACCGCGCAGCAAAAACACCUUGAUGCCCUCGUCGUUCCCCUCCGUCCCACCCGCAAGCCCGAAAUCCCUUUCCAUCUGGAAGCCGCUCUCUCCUUUGAUCCCUGGCUGCGCAAGCACACGCUUCUUGGGGCGCAGGUAAUCAAAGUCGCCCGGGAGAGUAUGCGGGUGGAGGGGAGCAUGGCGGAGUGGGAAUACUGGACGGGAACCGGGGCCAAUAAAUUUUCGAGGAUGGGGAAAGAAAUGACGACAAGACAAUAA